Molecule: messenger RNA, 1851 nt
Organism: Sinocyclocheilus grahami
Lineage: Eukaryota; Metazoa; Chordata; Actinopteri; Cypriniformes; Cyprinidae
Product: GTPase IMAP family member 4-like
Exons: 2
Molecular function (GO): GTP binding
Source: RefSeq, a predicted model, not a curated record
AUGAUGAAGAUUCACCAUCAGAUUCAGGAUGCUUGAGAAUCUUGCUGUUUGGGAGGACAGGAAGUGGAAAGUCUGCCACAGGAAAUGCUAUCCUCGGAAAAAAUUGGUUUUACAGUAAAGACAGCUCAUGUUUAGUGACCACUACUUGUACAAAGGUAAUUGGUGAAGUUGAUGGUAAAUCAGUAGCUGUUAUUGAUACUCCAGGACUCUUUGACCCCUCACUGACAAAAGAACAAGUGCAGGAAGAAAUAAUGAAAUGUGUUUCACUGUCAGCACCUGGACCACAUGCGUUCAUCACUGUGUUUAAUAUGGGAAAAAUCACCAAAGAGGAGAAAGACACUUUAGAAAUGAUAAUGAAGAUCUUUGGACCAAAAGCAGCAGAGUUCAGCAUUGUUCUCUACACUAGAGGAGACAAACUAAAAAAACAAACAAUAGAACAAUAUGUAGGAAAAUAUAAAAAUGAUGACCUUGAGAAACUGAUCACUGACUGUGGAAACAGAUUCCUGGCUUUUAACAACACAGAAACACAAGAUCAGACGCAAGUUACUAAGCUGUUCACUAUGAUAGAAGAGAUGAAGAGAUCUAAUCAGGGCCGAUAUUUCACUAAUGAGAUAUUUGAGGAGGCAGCGAUCACCGUUAAAGAGAGAAUGAAAAUUAUAAAAGAGAAUGAAAGACAAAAUCAGGCUCAAGUUGAAGAAUUAAAAGCCAAAUAUGACAUGCCAUUCGAAAGCAUGAGAACAAGACAGGAGGCGAAGAAACACAGGGCAGAUGAGGAAAGAGAGAGACUGGAGAAGAAGUUCAGAGAACAAGAGGAAACACUGAGGAGAGAGUUUGAGGAGAAAGAAAAAUCAGAGGAUCAGAAACGAUCAGAAGAGGAGGAACAGCAAAGAUAUGACUAUAAUCAAAGAAGAGAGGAGAUGAAGAGAGAGAAUGAAGAUCAGAGAAAACAGUAUGAAGAAGAGCAAAAAGAAAGAGAAGAAGAAGAUAAAAAGAGAGAGGAAGAAUAUAAACAAGCUCAAGAAAAGAUGAAAAUUGAUCAUGAACACAUCAUGACAGAGUUAAGAAAAGAACAGGAAGAGGAAAUAAAAAAGAGAGAUUCAGAGGAACAAAUGAGGAAGAAACAAGAAGAUAGAGAGAGAGAAGAAUGGAUGAGAAAAAUAAAAGAGAGACAGAGAACAGAGAGAGAACAGAAAAAGAAAGAAUGUGAAGAGAAGAUCAAUGAAAUGGAGAGACGUUAUGAGCAGCUGGAACGAGAGGGAAAAGAGGAGUGGAAGAGAAGAAAACAAGAUGAUGAAGAGAGAAGAAGGAAGAAGAGAAAGAGAUGGGAGAAAAUGAUGGAAGAUCUGAAACGAGAGCAAGAGGAGGAGAUCAAGAGAAGAGAAAAAGAGGAGAGAGAAAGAAUAGGCAGAGAAGAAAAAGAGUGUGAAGAAAUGAAACAGAAACUUGAAGAGGAAAUAGAGAAGAUGAAGAAGAAACAUGAAGAUGAAACCAAAACACAAGAAGCAGAAUUGAAUGAUUUCAGAGAGAAAGUAGAUCAGCAGGUUAAGGAGCUCACAGAGAAGAUAACUGAAACCUAUGAUGACGAAAAAUCAAAAAGGGAAAGAAGUUGUCUUGUCAUGUGAAAUAUUUUUAAAUAUUACUGACUAGCUCUGGUCUUUUGAAGGGUUCUUUUGCGUUUCUGUUUCUCUCAAGCAUGAGUGAGUUACUGUAUCUGUAUUCAUUUAAUCAGGGCUUUUCCCACCUGCUCCUGAAGGUUCAGAGUUUAGUCACAACCCUGCAGUUACACAGCUGUCGGUCAUUAAAGGGAUAGUUCACCCAAAAAUGAAAAUUAGCCCAUGAUUUACUCACCCU